GCACGCGCAACGUCGCGGUUUACUGACAACAAAAAAAAUGGCGAGCGAGGCCGGAAAGUACAGGAGUGCCAUCAGUAAGAGUAAAGAUCCUUCAGGCUUACUUAUUUCUGUCAUCAGAACUCUGUCUAUGAGUGAUGAUAUUCAUGAUCGAGAAGCUGAGAAGGGCCGCCUUGAGGAAGCUUAUGAGAAAUGCGACCGUGACUUAGAUGAAUUGAUUGUACAGCACUACACAGAACUUACCACAGCCAUCAGGACGUACCAAAGUAUCACAGAACGUAUCACCAGCUCACGCAACAAAAUCAAGCAGGUGAAGGAGAAUUUGCUUUCAUGCAAAAUGCUCCUUCACUGCAAAAGGGAUGAGCUGCGCAAACUUUGGAUUGAAGGGAUUGAACACAAGCAUGUCCUCAAUCUGCUUGAUGAAAUUGAGAACAUCAAACAGGUGCCACAAAAGCUGGAACGAUGCAUGGCAAGCAAACAUUAUCUUCAUGCCACAGACAUGCUGGUCUCCGCAGUAGAUUCUUUGGAGGGGCAGCUGCUGCAGGUCGAAGGAUUGAGUGAUCUGCGUCUCGAGCUCCACAGCAAGAAGUUGAACAUGCAUUUGGUCCUGAUAGACGAAUUACACCGCCACCUGUAUAUUAAGUCCACGAGUCGUGUGGGCAAUAAAAGCCGGGACAAAAAUAAAAUUGGCUUACUUGGCAAAGAUGCAUCUUCUGUUCCUAUUAUUGAUGUUAACUUGGGAUCUACUUCCCGGAAAUUUAUGGAUAACUCUCAGUACAACAAUUCAGUAAGCACUGCUGUGAAAGAGGUAAACCUCCAAGAUAUAAAAGAGGACCCAGAAUGUGAUCCAGAGGAGAACAGCAUACUUUUUAUGGGCAUUCUGAUAAAAGCCCUGGCAAAGCUGAAAAAGAUUCCUGAAACAAUCAAAGGUAUUAAAGAACGCUUCAAUCAAGAACUGGAACAGAUUGUGAAAAGGUCCACAACCCAGGUCGCAGAUCAUGCUUAUCAACGAGGUGAAGUUGUCUCACAAGAGAAUCAACCUAGGUUACUGCUGGAGCUUCUCGAGUUAUUGUUUGAAAAAUUCUAUGCUGUAGCUGCUGCCCACAAAAUUGUUCUUGGCUAUCUUCACCAAAUGGUUGUAUCACCUUCGAGUACAAAUGUGAGUGAGAUCAAACUGUACGACAUGGCAGAAGUCUGGGCGAGGAUCCAGAGUGUCCUCCAGAUGCUGUUGACAGAGUACUUAGAUGUGAAGAAUACUCGAACUGCCUCUGAACCUUCAUCACAGCUCAGCUAUGCCAGCUCAGGAAGUGAUUUUGCAGCAUUCUUUGCCAAAAAGAGACCGCAGAGGCCCAAAAUCUCUCUCUUUAAGUUUGAAUCAUCUUCACAUGCCAUCAGCAUGAGUGCAUACCUCCGUGAGCAAAGACGGGAGCUGUACAGCAAGAGUGGAGAACUACAAGGAGGAGCUGAUGACAAUCUAAUUGAAGGAGGAGGCACGAAGUUCGUUUGCAAACCUGGAGCUCGGAACAUCACCGUUAUCUUCCAUCCGUUGCUAAGAUUCAUUCAGGAAAUUGAAGUCGCCAUGUGGGCUGGUUCUGGUAAACAGUGCCCACUGCGUGAGUUCCUCACCAUGUACAUCAAGAACUUCUUCUUAAACCAGGUGCAUCUUGAUGUCAACAAAGAAAUCGAGGCUGCAACCAAAGUUGCAGAUCCUUUGAAAGUGUUGGCUAGUGCUGAUACCAUGAAAGUCUUGGGUGUGCAACGACCCCUCCUUCAGAGCACCGUUGUAGUGGAGAAGUCAAUGCAGGACCUGGUGAACCUAAUGCACGAUCUGAGCGCUUACUCUGAUCAGUUCUUGAAUAUGGUGUGUGUGAAGCUCCAGGAGUACAAGGACACAUGUACAAUUGCCUACAGGAGCAUAGUUCAGUCAGAAGAGAAGCUCAUCAUAAGUGCAUCAUGGGCCAAGGAUGAGGACAUAAGUCGACUGUUGACCUCCCUCCCAAACUGGACGAACAUGGCUCAGCCCAAACAAAUGCGACCGAAGCGGGAAGAUGAGGAGGACUUCACAAGAGCUGCCAAUGCAAAAGAAUCUGAAGUGUUGACUGGCAACUUGGGAGACAAGCUUAUCCCACAGAAUGAAAUCCUAAGAGAUGUCAGUGAUCUAAAGGCCUUGGCAAACCUACACGAGAGUCUGGAAUGGUUAUCAGCUCGGCUGAAGGGAUUUUUUUCUAGUCUGCCUACAGCUCAGUCAUUUUCUCCAGGACAAGAAGUUCAUGUAAAUAUGGAUAUUCCUCCAGUGUCUGAGCAAAUAAUGGAAACUCUCAAUGAUCUUGCAAAGUUAUUUCAGGAAAUGGCUGACCGGUGCCUGCUGGUGCUUCACUUAGAAGUCAGAGUUCACUGUUUUCACUAUUUAAUCCCACUGGCCAAGCAAGGCAACUAUGCCAUUGUUGCAAAUGCAGAGAGCAUGGAUUAUGACCCCUUGGUGGUGCGACUGAACAAAGACAUCAGUGCCAUUGAGGAAGCGAUGAGUGGCAGUCUGCAGCAACACAAGUUCCAAUACAUUUUUGAAGGCCUGGGCCACCUGAUUUCCUGCAUUUUGAUCAAUGGUGCACAGUAUUUCAAGCGGAUCAGUGAAUCAGGAAUCAAGAAGAUGUGUCGGAACAUAUUUGUACUACAGCAGAACCUGACCAACAUUACCAUGUCUCGGGAGGCGGACCUAGACUUUGCAAGGCAGUACUAUGAGAUGCUGUACAAUAACCCAGAUGAGCUGCUCAACCUGGUAGUGGACCAAGGGGUAAAGUACACAGAGUUGGAGUACAUCAAUGCCUUAAGCCUCCUCCAUCGCAGCCAAACUGGAGUUGGAGAUCAGACCACUCAGAACAUGCGACUGCAGCGGCUGAAAGAGAUCAUCUGUGAGCAGGCUGCUAUAAAACAGGCAACCAAGGACAAGAAGAUCACCACAGUGUAGAUGCUCAGCCUCAAAGUAGGGACUCAGUACAGUACAACACCAUCUUACUUAGAAUUAUGGCAAAGCUGAAAGGCAACUUGCCGUCAUAUUCAGUGAGCGUUUGAUUGUUUCAAUCUAUUAGCAGUUAAACAUAUACAUAGAUUAUAAAGUUAAAGUGGCAUUAUUGUAGCUUGUUGCUUUCUGUGAAAUACCAAGGUUAUUUCUUUGCAGGAUGCAAUUUUGUUCUUGUAGGUCUGUUUUCCCUUUUACUAGCCAAUUGAAACUUAAGCACAAAGUUAGCAGGAAACAACACCCUCUUCAUUUCUCCUUCGCAUUCCUCCUCCUUUAGAUAACUUGGUUGCCUUUCACUAUUUCCUUGUGCUUUUUUUCACAGUGCCACCCAAUGAUUAACUGACUUCUAGCAGCUCCUAGCUUUAUUCACCUACAGGCAGUGCAGUUGAUGCACAACAGUACAGUACACCUUAACUAAUAGUUGGUAAACUCAUCUGUCCAAAGGUCACAGCCUAAAUUCAGUCAAUAGAUUUUGUUGCACUCCCUCUCCCAAGCCACCAAAUUGACUUUAUUAUCCGGUUGAAGUUUCACUUGGUUAUCAUAAAAGGGAUUAGCUGCAAAAAAAAGAACAAUAGGGUGCAUUUCUGCAGCAAAAAUGAACUAUUUAUGGCAUUAGCACAUUUAAUAAAUACUGUUUCAUCCUACUAAAUAUUUCAAAUUAGCACACAUUGCUACAAAAUUUGCACAAUUUUGAUCUAAUGUUCAACAACUAAAGCUUAGAUUUCACAGCCUGAAGGGGUUUCUGGUUUUUGCUAAACUUGAUAAUCCCACUUGGAUCUUAUGGGUAAAAAUACAGUAAAACCUAGCACUAUAAGGCAUAUUUAAUGAUGGUGAAUGAGCUGGUGAGGGUUUGGCUUUGUUUUGGUGUAUCAUAGACACCAGAAUCCAAGCCAUGUGAUUACAAGGCCUUUGGAUCAAGCAUAUCAGAUUAUCAACUUGAUAUAAACUGCAGUGUAUAAAAGAUGAAAAUAAAUAGUGCAUCGUUUAUUGAGACUUAUCAUUUUUUGUAUCUGAUCUAUGUAGGCCAAUUAUAAAGGAUUCUCCUCACUUUGUUGUGCUCAUCACCUUUUUAAUUUGUAUGUACAAAGUAUCUGUAUCCAAGUGAAACAUGCUGUCACACAUACCCCCUACACUCCAUAUUAUAUAUUUUGUCAAUAGAAUUAGCUCGGAACUAUGUCAGUGCAAGUAAAACUAACCCUAAAUCAGGACUGGUCAGUUGAAAAGAGAAAUAGGUUUGCGUCAAACUAUUAUUGUAACAUCUGUUCUGUUCUUAUUUAGAUUCACAAAACAUUGAAUGUUUUUCCUAUCCCAAAUUCCUUUAUAUAAAUGCCCUUAACUGCAUAAUCUGUACUAUUUAUUAUUGCACUGCAUGAAUCAGAAACCAUUUUAUCUUUUAAUGUGUACACAAAAUGUUCUGCAAUAAAGUUGGAAAAAGAAA
Molecule: messenger RNA, 4451 nt
Organism: Hemiscyllium ocellatum (epaulette shark)
Lineage: Eukaryota; Metazoa; Chordata; Chondrichthyes; Orectolobiformes; Hemiscylliidae
Gene: exoc4
Product: exocyst complex component 4
Exons: 17
Coding region: 38-2962 (974 amino acids)
Biological process (GO): Golgi to plasma membrane transport; chemical synaptic transmission; exocytosis
Cellular component (GO): growth cone membrane; synapse; exocyst
Source: RefSeq, a predicted model, not a curated record